Molecule: messenger RNA, 1209 nt
Organism: Trichosurus vulpecula (common brushtail)
Lineage: Eukaryota; Metazoa; Chordata; Mammalia; Diprotodontia; Phalangeridae
Product: perilipin-3-like
Exons: 2
Coding region: 1-1209 (402 amino acids)
Biological process (GO): positive regulation of triglyceride storage; lipid storage
Cellular component (GO): cytosol; lipid droplet
Source: RefSeq, a predicted model, not a curated record
AUGGGCUAUCACAGUCCAGAAAGUUGGUGUGGGAGCAACCGGGAGCAGGACUCUGGCCAGCCCUUGCUCUCAGGCCCAGCCCAAGUAUUGUACUGGGAAGAAAAAAGGGCUGGGUAUAGCUUUAUCCAUAUCACUGCUACUGGCAUAAAGGAGUCUUGCAUGGACUGUAUAUCCACUGUUGGCAAAGAGACUCUCCAUCUAGCAGAAACCAGAACAAGCCCAUCACAGAUGGAGAAGACUGUCUCUGAGAUACUUACUGAUGCAAAAGAGGUUGAAGCUAGGCUUACUGACAAAGUUUCAAGUGAGCCUAUCAGCCAAGAGAGAAUGAGCAUACCACAAGUACCACAGGAGAUAUCGCCUUCAUCUAAAGAGAUCAUACCUGACAAAGCUCAACCAUCAAAAGAAAGUGAUUCAUUGAUGAAUGCCAGUAGUGGUUACUCGAGCAAGGACGAUGCCAUAAGCCUCAGUAAUGUGAGCACAAGGUCUGUGUCUGAUGAAGAGAAAAUCUGGUCUGAAACCCAAGAGGAGAAAGAAAUACUAGAAGAAUGCAAAAUGACUAUGGACAAAUACUUCCCACUCUUGCCAAAUGAGGAGGAAGAUAGAGGUUGUUUUGGAGACGUGUCUUCAAAAGGCACAGCCUACUUCACAUCACUACGUUUUCUGCCAAGCCACCUCCAGCCCCAGGUGUAUAAGCAGGCAUUGGAAAAUAUCAGAGGUGCCAGGAACAACAUCAGAAAACUCUUGUACCAUCUCUAUGAAGCAAUUGAAUGGGCUUAUCAAAGAAAGCAAGGUUCUGUGGAUGGGCAGAAUAGCCAUAAGGCCCUUUUUGAGCUGUGGAUCAAGUGGAGCCAGUUUGAAAAUGUCGAUGGUGAUACAAAGUUAUCAGACUUAGAGUUCCUUGAAGCCCUGACUCUGCACAUGUCCUGCAGAAUUUCUCUGAGAUUACAGUCGGCCUUCAUGGACCUCAUGCCUCAGGUCCUUGGUCUCCCAACCAGUAUACAAGACGAUCUCCAACAGGCUUGCUGUGACAUGGAGGAGCUUCAUACCACCUUUUCCACAAGUGGUAGUUUUCAAGAUCUAAACAAGCAUAAUCUGAUACUUAGCCAGUUAAAGCUGACCAAAGCCCAGGGAAGCUUAGAAAAAUUGCUCUGUUUCUUAGAAGGUGAUAUUGCUUCUGGUUGGAUUGCAGGAUCAUUUCCCCCCUUCUGA